AUGCCGCCGCCAAAGCCUCUUGGAACCACAAAGGUCGCCGGCCGCCCGCUGCCGCCUCUUCCCAAGCUGCGUGUCCGGAACCCCAACAAGAGAGAGGGCAACCCGUGCGUCGGUAUCAUGACGUCCGUUCUGAGCUGCUGGGCAUCCUCGGGAUACAACGUUGGUGGCUGUGCGGCAAUCGAGGCGCAACUGAGAGCCUGCAUGGAUGCGCCGAGACCUGCCGCUAAGAAGAAGAACGCCAUCAACUACCACUUGUCGCGCAUGUAUCCCAAGAUCGUCGGUCCUCACAAGCGGAAGUAA
Messenger RNA from Diplodia corticola, 300 nucleotides. RefSeq names its product mitochondrial 37s ribosomal protein-t. The record is from RefSeq and is a predicted model, not a curated record. The coding region runs from base 1 to 300 and encodes 99 amino acids. NCBI's taxonomy places the organism in Eukaryota, Fungi, Ascomycota, Dothideomycetes, Botryosphaeriales, Botryosphaeriaceae. Gene Ontology annotation, biological process: mitochondrial translation. The transcript has 3 exons. Gene Ontology annotation, cellular component: mitochondrial small ribosomal subunit. Gene Ontology annotation, molecular function: structural constituent of ribosome.